GUCAUGUUGGGCUCAGAGUCCAUAUAUCGCAAGAAAGUGAGCUUGGGCGGGGUUCGUCCAGCCCAUAAAAGUCCAGAUCCAGAAGUGAUUUUUGAUGUUGGUGCUGGUGCUGGUGCUGGUCAGGGAUACCUGGCACAAGUUCUUUCCUUUCAGUACAAUCAUCCUGUGGUUGCAAUUGAUUCUUGUUCUCGUCAUGGGAAAGUCACAGAGACAAGGGCUCAACAAAUAAGAAAGCAUUGUGCUGCUCAAAUUCGUAAAUUGGGGAAUUGGGACAUCAGUAUACCCAGGACGAUAACAUGCCGUGUAUUGUCGACUGACAUGCUAAAAGCCCUGGCUGCCAUAGUACCACCAGCUGAUGAUGUCAAGGAGCCACAGUUCAUCAACGAAGAUACAGAUGGGAAACCUUCAUUGGUACUUGCUGGAUUACAUGCUUGUGGUGAUCUUUCAGUGACAAUGCUGAAAGUGCAGACUGCAGAGAGAUGGAGUUGUCUUGACAAAGAUGCUGGUCUUCAGAAUUUUGAUUUGCAUGCCUUCAGUGUUGUUUUCCGGAUGGUUCUUCUUAAAUACAAUCCCGGAAUCAUAACUUCAAGCCCCUCGGUUGGUCGUCAAGGGAAGCCUUGCGCCGCAAGCAGCAGAGGGAGGUCCCCUAUUCCUUUGAAAAUGCUGAAGGAGCAAGAUGGUCUGCUGGAUGCAGCUAUGUUACCCAUUUUCGAUCCUGCGUUAUCUCCAAGGAAUGUGGCCAUAAUUGCCAGAAGAACUUGACACUAAGGUGUAAAUGAAGCAUUACAAAGACGACAGUGGAAGAAAGGUCAGAUGAUCUUGAUGCCUGCCUCCUAGUUGAGCAUUUUCUGUUCUACUGGUUGAUGCAAGUUCUGGAGAAUUCCAAGGGAAAACUGUUCGCAAAAUGAUUGAUCGAAUUGUCUUCUAAUCUUGUGAAACCUUAUAAAAACUUGAUCUGAUAUCCAAAAAAACAGGCUAUAUCUUCUUUUCACUUCACCUGCAUGUUCAAUUCAGAUGGCAGAAGUACCUGUCUCCUUUCGUAGGUAUAAUUGUGAACUGUUUAUGUUGCCCAUGAAUGUGAAGCUGCAAAAACUGGUUGAGAUGAUGAACUGACGUUUAAUGAUGCUAUUUCCUAUUUUUUCUUUUUUUGAAAUCCAUUGGUGAAAACUUUGCUUCUACUACUAAUACCUCAAGCAAGUUUGUCAAUUCCUGAAUGCUUUGUCUCUUGAUGCCCUAGGCCAAGAUUGGAGUGUGACAGACCAAGUUAAAAGUCCUAAGAGUUCAUUUCCCAGGGUCCACAUGAGGCUGCUUACUAUUGUUCUGAUGCAUACUUGUGUAGGACCUUGUUUCUGUUUACCCGUUGAUGUCAAGAAGUAUAGGCUUUGUGAUGAUUAUUGUAAUUUGCCUACCCUACAUGCUUCAAUACUGUUCUAUUAAACUAGGAGAAUCAUUGUAACGAUCAAUCGUCAUCCAUUGGAGAAGCUUGGAUAUUCGUGUUUGAAAGGACUUUGAUAACUGUAGCUUUCUUUUUCAUAGCAGUGUGAAUGAAGGUCACUGUUAGCAAGUUGGAAAAUAAUUUGAUUGAUUAUAUUUCGAUAGGGAGAAGCGUUUGUCCGCACUCAGUUUGUCAGGUACCUAUUUCCGACCCACUCUAGGAAUUCCCAUCAUACACGAACUGUGAAGAGAAACAAUGCCAAAAAAUGAUGUGACUGGGGAAUAAUUGCUGUGUAUUGACGAAAAUCUAGCCGGUCGGUCUUUUGCAGUUUCUGACCAGCGGUUCAGCUGUAGAAGUCCUGGCAGGAACAUAUCUACCCAUGAGCAGAAAUAAGCGGAAAGUGAAAGAUCAUGGUAUUUCAAAGACGUCUAAGUGCAGUCUCUUCUGAGAGCUAUGGGGAAGAAGAUGCAUUGGAUCAUGGAUGAAAGAGAAACUCCUAGUACCGCCUCCACAAGGUGGAAUGAAGGAGUUGCUGAUACUAUAAGUGAGUACGUAACGAGCAUUGGGCUAGGAGUUGUUAGUAAUGAUGUUGAAUAAUGAGCGGGACAUGUCGAUGUUGAUAAGUGAUGAAAUUAAAGUCGAUGGUAAUGUAGUGUAUACAUCUUUCAUUAAUUUCCUAAGGGGUUGACAAGUGUAUACAUUUUUCACACACAAGGGGGAUGUCCAAUACCAAUAAUAUCCUAAGGGAG
This is a messenger RNA of Linum tenue, 2184 nucleotides long. Lineage: Eukaryota; Viridiplantae; Streptophyta; Magnoliopsida; Malpighiales; Linaceae. The record is from the annotation of a GenBank genome assembly.